UCGGCCGUCUAGUAACACUGUUCGAGACGAUAACUUGCAUGCGGUUUUUGCACGUUACUAUCUUCGUGGCGUGUUCUGUCACAAUGGAAUAAGUGUAUAAAUUCGACGUUUCGUAAACUUUUAAUAAAACGAACAUGUCAUCGUCCGAGGAGGAGAGUGAUCAAUUAACUGAUUUAGGAGCAAUCCGUGAUAAAAUGUUAUGUAAACCGCGACUGGAGGGUAUGCAAGUGAGUGGUUGGGAGGACGACGACGCUGGAAUAGAAGUUGAACGCAACCCGAAAAUGCCUGAUGAGCAAGAGAUUCUUCAUGCAGCUGAAAAUGGUGAUAUAGAGAAAGUCAAGAAGUUAGUAGUAAAAAAUCAGUCUUUGUUGGAGUGUACGGAUAAGGAUGGCUACACUCCACUUCACAGAGCAUGUUAUACCAAUCAUGUAGAAGUUGUGGAAUAUUUGCUGCAAGCUGGUGCAAAGAUAGAUGCUAGGACCACGGAUGAUUGGCAACCGUUACAUUGUGCAUGCUUUUGGAAUAAUGUUGAAAGUGCGGCAGUGUUAAUUGCAAAUGGAGCAGAUGUAAAUGCUAAAAGCAAAGGGAAUCAAACACCUUUGCAUUUAGUAUCUGCAAGCUCUCACAAUUCUCCUGCUUUGCAACUGCUUCUUCUGCAUUCAGAUACGGAUCCUACCAUAAUAAAUUCAAGCGGGGACACAGCAAAACAAAUUGCAAGCAGAACAGGAAAGUAUUAUCCAAUGUUUGAGAUAAUUGAAGACUGCUUAAAUAUUAUUUGAAAAACACAACAGGAAUUGUUGUAAUAUAAAUUUCAAUAAAAUAAUACUUAAGCGUGCCUUUUGUUUAAUAAAUGCAUAUGUAAUGUAGAACUGUCAUUGUAAAAACGAAACGCU
Molecule: messenger RNA, 893 nt
Organism: Colletes gigas
Lineage: Eukaryota; Metazoa; Arthropoda; Insecta; Hymenoptera; Colletidae
Product: ankyrin repeat domain-containing protein 49-like
Exons: 4
Coding region: 135-779 (214 amino acids)
Molecular function (GO): protein binding
Source: RefSeq, a predicted model, not a curated record